CAUAUUCCCUCUCUUCACUAGCUUAAGCUCAGCACACAACGAGAUGUAGCGUAUGCGCAUUAUUAUCUUUUGUCAGGUCUCGUGCCACGCCCUCGCCGGCGCUGCAAAUCAUUCCAUUCCUUGCCUUUGUGGGUUGGAUUGGAACUGGACGAUGGCGUCCAUGGCUAGGGUUUCGCUUGGCCGCUUCCUUCUCCCUCUCUUUCCUCUCUCUACUCCUUCGUCUCGCUCCUUCGCUCCAUGCCCUUCCCUCUGUUACACUCAUCUUCUCUCUCGGGGUCCCGGAGCUCCCGCUUCCAUGAGCUCCUCCCCUCUGUGCGUCGCCGAUGAUCAGAUAACUCGCCGAUGGAAACCCAUGUGCCUUUACCACACCCAGGGCAGGUGCACCAUGAUGGGUGAUGCUUCGCACCUGGAGAAGUUUAAUCAUGAUUUCCUGGCAGAUCUUAAAGCAAAUAUUACGACCCUCAAUAAAUUGAAGCCUCAGAAUCUAGAUUAUCUUUUAGUUUUGGAUCUAGAGGGUAAAGUAGAGAUUCUUGAAUUUCCUGUUCUGAUGAUCAAUGCCAAGAGUAUGGAUUAUGUUGAUUCAUUUCACAGGUUUGUACGACCAACUAUGAUGAGCGAGCACAGGAUUAAUGAGUAUAUUGAAGGGAAGUAUGGGAAGUUGGGGGUCGAUAGAGUGUGGCAUGAUACUGCGAUCCCAUUUAAAGAUGUGCUUCAGGAAUUUGAAUUAUGGAUGCAGAGUCAUCAAUUAUGGGACAAGGAGCGACGAGGCUUACUUAAUCGAGCUGCAUUUGUAACUUGUGGAAAUUGGGACUUGAAAACAAAGAUUCCUGAGCAGUGCAAGAUUUUGAAGAUAAAGACACCUUCAUACUUUAUGGAAUGGAUCAAUUUGAAGGACGUUUACCUAAACUUUUAUAAGAGAAGGGCAACUGGUAUGAUGACAAUGCUAAGACAACUGGAGAUUCCAUCGUUGGGUAGCCAUCACCUUGGAAUUGAUGAUGCUAAGAAUAUAGCGAGAGUUCUUCAACGUAUGCUCGUUGAUGGAGCCAUUCUGCAAAUCACUGCAAAGAGGAGUUUGUCAUCUCCUGCUGAUGUAAAGUUUCUUUUCAAGGACCGAGUCAGAUGAUCAUCUGAACUCUGGAGUAAAGAACUAUUGCAGGCAGAACAGCACUGCUCAUAUGAGCAAGUUUCUUUUGGGCAUUGGAGACAAGUUGACAACAAAUUUAGAAAGUGCAGAAUGCAUUAUUGCCAUGUGUUUUAGAUAAGUUGAGGCCUCUAGAUUUUGUUGACCUUUGUAUGCAUGGAACUAAUCAAGUUAUCUGUGUUUCGUUAUA
Molecule: messenger RNA, 1331 nt
Organism: Zingiber officinale
Lineage: Eukaryota; Viridiplantae; Streptophyta; Magnoliopsida; Zingiberales; Zingiberaceae
Exons: 6
Coding region: 53-1123 (356 amino acids)
Biological process (GO): exonucleolytic trimming to generate mature 3'-end of 5.8S rRNA from tricistronic rRNA transcript (SSU-rRNA, 5.8S rRNA, LSU-rRNA)
Molecular function (GO): nucleic acid binding; 3'-5'-RNA exonuclease activity
Source: RefSeq, a predicted model, not a curated record